GGCGGGCUGGGGCGCGGGGCCUGGGGCUGGCGUGCAGCCAGCGCUCCUUCCCUAGCAUGCGCACGGAGGCGGCGGGCGGCGCGGAGCGGCGGCCCCAGAAGCCGCGAAGCCGAGCAGCGGCACCUGCCUGCCGAGGUACGUGGCGCAGCCCCCAGCCGGCAUAGCGGACUCCGGCAACCCAGGCAGCGGCGAUCCUCCUUUGCCCACUCGUUCCCGGGGCCCAGCGACUCCUCCCCAGCCCUGCGACGCCCGACGCGCCUGCUGGGGGACACGGGCGGAGGGUCGCGGCUCCGGGCCGCCUAGAUCGGCGCCCCCGCGGCCGGCGCAGGUGUGGAUGCAGCGCAGCGGAAAUGCCAGCUGAGUUCGCCUCUGCAGAUCUGAGAAGAGAUUGCUCAAGGACCUCCCUGCAAUGGUACACCCGAACCCAGAACAAGAUGAGAAGACCCAGCUUGCUAUUAAAAGACAUUCUCAAGUGUACAUCGGUUGUGUUUGCAGUGUGGCUGCUGUACAUCCUCAAGGUAAAUUACACUGUUGAAGAAUGUGACAUGAAGAGAAUGCAUUACGUGGACCCUGACCGCAUAAAGAGAGCUCAGAGAUACGCUCAGCAAGUCCUACAGAAGGAAUGCCGGCCCAGGUUUGCGAAGAAAGCCAUGGCUCAGUUAUUUGAGCACAGGUACAGCAUGAACUUGGAGCCCUUUGUGCAGAAAGUCCCCAAGGCCAGUGAAGCCGAACUCAAAUAUGACCCUCCUUUUGGAUUCCGGAAGUUCUCCAGUAACAUCCAGAGCCUCUUGGACCUGCUGCCUGAGCGUGAUUUUCCCGAGCACUUGAGAGCCAAGCACUGUAAGCGCUGUGUGGUUGUUGGCAAUGGAGGCAUCCUGCAUGGACUAGAGCUGGGCCACGCCCUCAACCAGUUUGAUGUGGUCAUAAGGUUAAACAGUGCACCCAUCGAGGGUUAUUCUGAACACGUUGGAAAUAAAACCACCAUAAGGAUGACUUACCCAGAGGGAGCACCACGAUCAGACGUGGAAUACUAUGCCAGUGACUUGUUUGUCACCGUUUUAUUUAAGAGUGUUGAUUUCAAGUGGCUUCAAGCAAUGUUAAAAAAUGAAACCUUGCCUUUCUGGGUUCGGCUCUUCUUUUGGAAGCAGGUGGCAGAAAAAAUCCCACUCCAGGCGAAACACUUCAGGAUUCUGAACCCAGUUAUCAUCAAAGAGACUGCCUUUGACAUCCUUCAGUACUCAGAGCCUCAGCUGAGAUUCUGGGGCCAGGAAAAGAAUAUCCCCACAAUCGGUGCCAUUGCCAUUGUCUUAGCCACACACCUGUGUGACGAAGUCAGCUUGGCAGGCUUUGGAUAUGACCUCAGUCGGCCCCGGAUCCCUCUGCAUUACUUCGACAGCCAGUGCAUGGGUGCCAUGAACUUUCAGCUCAUGCACAAUGUGACCACAGAGACCAAGUUCCUCCUGAAGUUGAUCAAGGAGGGUGUGGUGAAGGACCUCAGCGGGGGCAUCCAUUGCGAAUUUUGAGCACAACAAACCUCAAUUAGAAACGCAGCUGAGAACCGUGGCGAACAGCCCUCGCUUGCAGUCACCCCGCAGCUGCGCUGACUCGCAGCUGCUUUUAAACUUUUAAUUAAAAAAGAAGGAAAAAAAAACAAAAACAAAAAACAAAAAAGUUUAGCUCCUCCCACCCCUCACCUCUUUGCCCUAUUUAUUUGAAGUCAUUGUUGGGUUUUGCACAUUUUUAUAAAUUAAUUUUAAGAAUGGGAUUGAAAAGACUUUUCAGAGAGAAUCUUAUUGUAUUCUAAGGAAAUAAUUUAAUUUGCAGAAACUGUACACAUGUCGUCUGCACGGUGAGCAGCAGGUGAUGCGGUAGCAGGAGAGGGGCCUCUGUCCCUUUGGUGAUGGCCCUGGUGCCUGCGUCCGUCUGGAUUCUGCUGCUCUGUUUGGUAGAACGGACGGCAGAGGGGACUUCCCAGUUCCUGGAUGCAGGGCUUCACUCAUCACCACUGCAGCCGCAGAGGUGGAGGCCACUAGACAAGUCCAUACCCCUUUCUGCAGCUCCAUCUUCCGCCAGGCAACCAGCCAGAGCAGCUGCUUGGAGGUGGCUGGCUGGAGAGCCACUGUUUGCUGAGUCCUGUGACAUUGCCUCAGGCUGCAGGAGCCACGUCUAUCCCACGCUGCCAGGACACUUUUUAUACUUGGAGAGGAUUUUUCUUUCCUGCUCUUCCAAAGCACUUAUGUGUCAUUAUGACACUGCUGUUUGUCUGAGGUGGCACAUCGAAAUUAUGACAAAACCUCAGUUAUCCAGAGCCGUGGGGGAAUGAGCCCUUCCAGGGAUGAAGGAUCACAUUUCUGAAGCACUGGAAUGAAAUCCUCCCAUGAUAACUUGCUUAAUUAAACAAAAAAGAAAGAAAGAAAGGUUUUCAAAUGCCUGACAGUGUAUACAAAGUAAUGUCAAAAAAAAAAAAAAAAAAAAAAAAAAAAAAAAAAAAAAAAAGAAAAGAAAGAAA
Molecule: messenger RNA, 2509 nt
Organism: Phodopus roborovskii (desert hamster)
Lineage: Eukaryota; Metazoa; Chordata; Mammalia; Rodentia; Cricetidae
Gene: St3gal5
Product: ST3 beta-galactoside alpha-2,3-sialyltransferase 5
Exons: 7
Coding region: 351-1523 (390 amino acids)
Molecular function (GO): lactosylceramide alpha-2,3-sialyltransferase activity
Source: RefSeq, a predicted model, not a curated record